Messenger RNA from Cotesia glomerata, 1903 nucleotides. RefSeq names its product armadillo repeat-containing protein 6 homolog. The transcript is spliced from 5 exons. Gene Ontology annotation, biological process: hematopoietic progenitor cell differentiation. Gene Ontology annotation, molecular function: protein binding. The coding region runs from base 176 to 1552 and encodes 458 amino acids. NCBI's taxonomy places the organism in Eukaryota, Metazoa, Arthropoda, Insecta, Hymenoptera, Braconidae. The record is from RefSeq and is a predicted model, not a curated record.
GAUCAGCUGAUAGUCAAUGAUUUUCCAGGAGUUUUGUUGUCAUCUUACUCCGGCUAGGAUAAAACCACUAAACCACUGAUUACCGUCACUAGCCAAGACAGCAAACGAGAGUGAAAGUAAAGAGUGAGUCGAGGAAGGUGAAAAACAGUCUGUUGAAAAUAAAACCUCAGUAAUCAUGGUGCGAGUGAUCAAGCAGGAGACGUACGACGAAGUCGUAAAAGAAAAUAUCGAAGACUUAUCGAUGACACCUGAAGAAGCUAUAGAGGAUGCCAUCAAACAAUUUGAAGCUCAAGGUAUCGAUCUCACCAACAUAAUAAAAGACUUAGCGCUUAAUGACAACUCAAAUGUGAUACAAUCUUGCCUGCAAAACCUGUCAACUGCCUCAGAAAACAAAAACUAUGAAGACGUUCCACGUGUAUUAGAAUCUCUUAAGACUGAACUCGACAAAGACAUCGCACGACGUGUAUUUGCGAGCAAGGAAAACGCUUAUCCGAUAAUCUUAGCCUUAAUAAAAGACACCAAGGAUGACGUAAGUAUCCUCAAACCAGCUUUGAAAGCCAUGACUUCAUUGAUGACUGGUAACCCUGAUUUGCUCGACUCUGCUGGUAUAGACCUUCAAAUUGAGUUCUUGGAUAGUCAGGAGGAUGUAGAAUGUACAAAAAAUAUUUUGCAUUGGAUAAAAGAGUGCUGCAUCAAGCAUGAAAUGAACAGGCAGAACCUCGUCGAAGCUGGAAUAAUUGACAGAAUAAUGAAAAUUCUCAGUAAGAAAGAAAAAACAAGUUCUGAGCUAAGAGAUGCUUGUAGUGUUGUUCGUGCGUUGGUGCUUGAUGAUGAUGUGAGACUAGAGUUCGGAAAAGCUCACGAACAUGCCAGCCAGCUUGCCAAAGUUGCCAUCGAUAUCUUGACGAAUCUUUUGUCAGAAUUUAAAGACGACGAGGAUGUGGUAGGUGAUUUGAUGGCGACAUUAGCGAGUCUUGUCGUGAGGAAUGAAUAUUGUCAAGAUGUUGAGGAUGCUGGUGGCCUAACAUUAAUCUUGGAAGUUAUGAUAAACCACGCAGACUCGGAGAAACUCAACGGACAAGCUCUGAAAUUGCUGAGUGCUCUGGCUGGUAACGACAAUGUUAAGAGCCAUAUCGUGACCUGCGGCAGUUGUCCGCUUAUCGUCUCAGCAAUCAGCAGGUUCAAGAGCUCAGAGAGUGUCGUCGCUGCAGGCUUCUCAUGUAUCUCAGCUUUGACUCUCCGUAGUUCCUCGAACGCUGGAGUUUUUUACGACUGCGGAGCACCUAUCGUGAUGCUUGACGCGAUGAAGCAAUUUCCGAAGAGCCACAAAACUCUGAGACAUGCUUGUCGGGCUAUCCGAAAUAUGGCGGUGAAAAACAGAGCCGAGUCUCGGGAAUUUGUGGCUUACGGUGUAGAGUCACUGCUUGCUGACGCCAUUAAGAACCACGGAGUCGCCGUUGAAGCUGAAGCUAAAGCUGCUCUUCGAGAUUUAGGCUUGAAAGUUGACCUUAAGGAACCGUGGACGGGUAAAGGCAUUGCUUUGCAGAAUUAAUUUGUGCUCAAGUUUUAUCAUUCAUUUAAAUGCUUUUACAGUUAUAUUAAUGAAUAUACAAUCUAUCAUAGUUGAAAGUUGAUUAAUUUUUCGCUAUAAAUUUUUUUCAAAGCUGAAAAUAUAAUUAUUAUUAAUGUAAGUAUCAUAAAGAAUAAUCAUGUAUUUUCAGAAGUUAUUGAUAAUUCUAGAAAUUAUGUAAAGGUUAUUCUUUAAUUCUUUUUUAUCUAAAUCAAAAACUUUUAAAGUAAACAUUUUUAUAAAUUUAUACAUAAAUAUAUAAUUAUCUUAAACAAAUUAUUAUUACACAUCGCGAAUUAGAAAAAUAAAUGAAAAAAUUAUUAUCUUGAAAAA